This is a messenger RNA of Cajanus cajan (pigeon pea), 1906 nucleotides long. RefSeq names its product calmodulin calcium-dependent NAD kinase. Gene Ontology annotation, molecular function: kinase activity; ATP binding. NCBI's taxonomy places the organism in Eukaryota, Viridiplantae, Streptophyta, Magnoliopsida, Fabales, Fabaceae. The record is from RefSeq and is a predicted model, not a curated record.
CAUAGUUUUAUUUUAACUUUUAUAUCCAUUUAAUCAAUUCAAUUUCAACGAAUGUAUUUAAUAAUAAGAGUGUUUGUACUUGGUAAGAGUUUGUUUAAUAUAUAAUAAGGAGGCACUAGUGAGUUGAAAACCCAACAAGAUGGAGCAAGACAAUUCCAUUGGCAAGGUAAUCAAGUUCACACAUGUUCUCGCUGCCUCCUUCGCCGGUUUAGUUGCCGCCGCCGCCGCCUCAAGCUACCGCCGCCCAGCGUCCACGGUGGUCGGAGACCAGAAGAAGGUCAUUCCUCGCCUGGAUAGGACGGAAUCUGGCCGUGUCGGAAAGAUCGAAAACUUCUCCCACUAUGUUGCAAGGCAAAUUGGGUUUGAAGAUGCUAGUGAGGUUCCAGAGCUAUGCAUAUUGGCCCAAGACUAUUUGAGAAAAUCCAAAGGGUGUGAUGAAAAUAUCUAUGAAUAUAUUUCCAAUGCCAAUGAGGACGACCCCGAUUCCCUAUAUGUGAAAUUGGUUGAUGAGUUUGAGAGAUGCAUCCUAAGUUACUUCGCAUUUCAUUGGAACCAAGCUACAUCUGUGGUUAGUCAGGUUUUUAGUGCGGAGUCUCCGCAGAAAAGAAAGCUGAAGGAAAUUCUAUUGGCAGCUACAAGGAAACAGAGGUUUGAGAGAGUAACGAAGAAUCUGAAGGUGACAAGAGUGUUCUCUACUUUGGUGGAAGAGAUGAAAGUAAUAAAUGGUGACGCGCAAUACACAGACGUGAUGGUACCCAUGGCCCUCAGUGAGAGGAGUCCAGUGCUGAUGUUUAUGGGGGGUGGCAUGGGAGCUGGAAAGAGCACUGUUCUUAAAGACAUUCUUAAAGAACCAUUUUGGUCGGGAGCAGCUGCAAAUGCUGUGGUGGUUGAGGCAGAUGCUUUUAAGGAGAGUGACGUCAUAUAUAAGGCCCUUAACUCCAGAGGUCACCAUGAUGACAUGCUCCAAACUGCUGAACUGGUGCAUCAGUCUUCCACCGAUGCUGCAUCAUCUGUGCUAGUCACAGCUCUAAAUGAGGGUCGCGACGUGAUCAUGGAUGGUACCUUAUCGUGGGAACCAUUUGUGGAGCAGACUAUUGCUAUGGCAAGAAAUGUUCACAAAUACAAGUAUCGAAUGGGGUUAGGGUAUAAAGUAGCUAAAGAUGGGACAGUUAUUGAGAAUUACUGGGAGCAGGUAAAUGAGGCAGAAGAAGAACAUCAAUCAGAGGAAAUUUCUAAUGGAGAACCACGCACUCGAAAGCCUUACAGAAUUGAGCUAGUUGGUGUGGUUUGUGAUGGCUAUCUUGCUGUUGUUAGAGGCAUUAGGAGAGCUAUUAUAACAGGGAGGGCAGUGAGGGUGAAUUCACAAUUGAAAUCUCAUAAAAGGUUUGCUAAUGCAUUUCCAAGAUAUUGCAAACUUGUUGAUAAUGCCAGGCUUUAUUGCACAAAUGCUGUUGGUGGUCCACCAAAGCUCAUAGGGUGGAAGGACGGUGAUCACAAUCUACUGGUGGAUCCUGAAGAUAUCAAAUGCUUGAAGAGGAUAGGCAGUUUGAAUGCUGAAGCUGAUUCCAUCCACGAACUUCACAAGGAACCCAACCCCAUAAUGGAACCUGGUUCUGUUUGGAAUGACAUCAUUAUGUUACCUUCAAGGCCAAGUGAUCAGAAACAACUGAGGGAGGCCAUUCAGAAAAUAGAGAAAUCCAUUAGAAAAAAUGUAACCAAUAUCGUUGCGUGAUAUGUUUGAGCCGUGUUCAGCUAUCUUGUGAAGUUAUCACGUUUUAUGUUAUAUCUACUAUUCCUAUGUUUUACUAACAUAAGGAAGACUAUUGUGUGUCAUUUUGUGGCAUCAAAAUGCAAAACAUCCCUCGAAACAUUUUGUUGCAUAAUAUGUGGAAGCAGUGUUUGUCUA